AUGAGAUAUUUUACCAAUCAAAAUAUGCCUGAAGACACAAUUGUUUAUAUUCUAGUUGCAGGUUUCACUGGCCAACUCAAAGGGUGGUGGGAUAAUUAUCUCACUAAGGCCGAUAGAGAAAAUAUCCUCUCUGGAGUAAAAAUUGACGACAAAGGUAAAACCAUUGUCAGCGAUAAUGAACACCUCCCUGAUGCUGUAUAUACCUUGUUAUACACCAUCUCCCAACACUUCCUUGGUGACCCUUCUUUAUGGAGAGAAAGGUCGGGUGAGCUUCUUUCCAACCUGAGGUGUAAAUCCUUAGAACAUUUUAAGUGGUAUAAAGAUACCUUUAUGUCUAGGGUCUUAACUAGAGAAGACUGUAACCAAGCCUAUUGGAAAGAAAAAUAUCUGGAUGGGCUUCCAAAAUCUUUCGGAGAUCUUAUUAGGAGUAAACUCCGAAGUAAUUCCCCUAGUGGAGAGAUCAAUUAUGACAGUUAUGACUAUGGUCAACUUACUACCAUUAUCAUCCAUAAUGCCAUUAAAGUUUGUCAAAAGGAUAAACUUCAGAAACAGCUUGCCAAAGAGAGAGCCUUGAAUAAGAAGGAUUUAGGAUCCUUCUGCGAGCAAUUUGGUCUUCCAUCUUGCUCCACCAAAAAGAAGAAACAAGCUCCUAAGAAAGAGACUGUUGAAACCUACAAGAAGAAGCACAAUAGAAAACCCCCUUCCAAGAAACAAGGGGAAAGUGUUAUCCCCAUCAAUAUUCCCAAAAAAUCCAGAACAGGCGUAACCUGUUACAACUGUGGUAAAUCCGGUCAUAUCAGUAAGUACUGUAGGUUGAAAAAGAAAAUUAGCAGUCUCAACCUUGAGCCUUCUAUAGAAGACUAG
This is a messenger RNA of Abrus precatorius (Indian licorice), 864 nucleotides long. RefSeq lists its product as uncharacterized. Lineage: Eukaryota; Viridiplantae; Streptophyta; Magnoliopsida; Fabales; Fabaceae. The coding region runs from base 1 to 864 and encodes 287 amino acids. The transcript has a single exon. Gene Ontology annotation, molecular function: nucleic acid binding; zinc ion binding. The record is from RefSeq and is a predicted model, not a curated record.